Molecule: messenger RNA, 1975 nt
Organism: Carassius auratus (goldfish)
Lineage: Eukaryota; Metazoa; Chordata; Actinopteri; Cypriniformes; Cyprinidae
Product: PRKCA-binding protein-like
Exons: 13
Coding region: 187-1413 (408 amino acids)
Biological process (GO): receptor clustering; intracellular protein transport; positive regulation of receptor internalization
Cellular component (GO): trans-Golgi network membrane; postsynaptic density; synaptic vesicle
Molecular function (GO): phospholipid binding; protein kinase C binding; protein domain specific binding
Source: RefSeq, a predicted model, not a curated record
AGAAGAAGAAGAAGAAGACAUCCUACAGUCUGGUGUUCAGAUGAAAGCUUAUCCAAAUAUCUACGAAAAACAAGACUAAAACAUUGUUUUAAUAUGUUCGCAUGUUAAGAGCAUCUUUAUACCGCAGCUCUUCAUCGACGGAACGAGCACAUGAAUGAAUGAAGAGGUUUGAUCGUCAGCUCCGUGAUGUUCACAGACAUGGACUACGAGCUCGAGGAGGACAAACUUGGGAUUCCCACAGUUCCUGGGACAGUGACUCUGAAGAAAGACUCCCAGAAGCUGAUUGGGAUCAGUAUUGGGGGCGGAGCUCAGUUCUGCCCGUGUCUCUACAUCGUACAGGUGUUUGAUAACACCGCGGCCGCUCUGGACGGGACUCUGGCCGCCGGGGACGAGAUCACAGGAGUGAACGGCCGACCGGUGAAGGGAAAGACUAAAGUCGAGGUGGCCAAGAUGAUCCAGGCCGUGCAGGAUGAUCCGGUCGUGAUCCAGUAUAAUAAACUACAGGCCGACCCCAAGCAGGGCAAAUCUCUGGACAUCGUGCUGAAGAAGGUGAAGCAUCGUCUGGUGGAGAACAUGAGUUCAGGAACCGCAGACGCUCUGGGACUCAGCCGAGCCAUUCUGUGCAACGAUGGUCUGGUGAAGAGGCUGGAGGAGCUGGAGAAAACGGCUGAGCUUUAUAAAGGGCUGAUGGAGCACACGAAGAGACUGUUAAGAGCUUUCUAUGAGCUCUCGCAGACUCACAGAGCAUUUGGCGACGUGUUCUCCGUCAUCGGUGUCCGUGAGCCACAGGCCGCCGCCAGCGAAGCCUUCGUGAAGUUUGCUGAAGCUCAUCGAAACAUGGAGAAGUUCGGCAUCCGGCUGCUGAAGACCAUCAAACCCAUGCUGCAUGAUCUGAACACGUAUCUUAACAAAGCCAUUCCAGACACCAAACUCACCAUCCGCAAAUACCUGGACGUCAAGUUUGAGUACCUGUCGUACUGUCUGAAGGUGAAGGAGAUGGAUGAUGAAGAGUACAGCUGUAUCGCGUUGGGCGACCCGCUGUACCGCGUCAGCACCGGUAACUAUGAGUACCGCUUGAUUCUGCGCUGUCGACAGGACGCUCGCAAACGCUUCGCCAAGAUGCGCAAAGAUGUUCUGGAGAAAAUCGAGCUCUUGGACCAGAAGCACGUCCAGGACAUUGUGUUCCAGCUGCAGCGCUUCGUCUCGGGCAUGUCACAUUAUUACAAUGACUGCUACGGUGUGCUGAAGGAGGCCGACGUGUUCCCCAUCGAGGUGGAUCUGUCCCGCUCCAUGAUCAACUACAGCGGACAGAGCAUCUCCUACGAGGAGGAGGACGAGGACGAGACGGGAGGACGAGAGGAAGACGCUCCGCAGGCUGAGAACGGAGACGAGAAACUCAUCGACGACGCGUGAGCGAACGAGCCAGUGAAUUAUCAGCUGAGAAGGACAGAGGAGAGAGUGUGUGUUCAAUGAAAGAUGAUUAAUGAUAUGAAUAAAUACAUUAUAUAUGAGAUAUUUAAUAGUUCUAUAUUGAUAAACUACACUUUAAUUCAAAUCACUGAUCAAAGGGAAACGGAAUCACUGGUUGCCAGGUUACGCUCUUUAGAAUAGAAUGUUGACAGAAUUCAAACUUGUAAACAAACACGUUUUGCUUUAAAACUUUUCAAAUGAACAGGACCUGAAGUUAUUUGCACAACUACUUUGUGUUUUUCUUUCUUUUUUUAUGGCUUUGAAACACUGGAUGAAUAUUUUUACUCAAAUGAAUACGUGACUGUUUUUGUUGUUAUUUUUUGUGUGUUGCUGGUUUUGGGUUAUAUGAUUUAAUUUCAGCUGUGUAACUGUAGUUUAUGUACAUCCUAAUAAGAUUCAGAUGUCUUGAAAGCUAUAAAACAAAGGUUUGAUGAAGAAAAACCUGCCUUGUGAGUAAAAAUGUGAUGGACUUUCUCAUUAAACGUCUGAGCUUCAGGAAUAUUUG